Molecule: messenger RNA, 2360 nt
Organism: Chanos chanos (milkfish)
Lineage: Eukaryota; Metazoa; Chordata; Actinopteri; Gonorynchiformes; Chanidae
Gene: ppp2r2d
Product: protein phosphatase 2, regulatory subunit B, delta
Exons: 10
Coding region: 156-1499 (447 amino acids)
Cellular component (GO): protein phosphatase type 2A complex
Molecular function (GO): protein binding; protein phosphatase regulator activity
Source: RefSeq, a predicted model, not a curated record
UUGAAAAGAAAUAAAAUCACGGGCAAUUUUGGUUGCUCAGAUUUUCGUGUCAAAUUACUUUUCCUCUGAAUUAUCUGCUCCGUAGCCCAACAGUGAUUACUCAGAUAAAGUUCGGAAUAACCAGAGUGAAGCCAGGUUUGCUGCAGAAGGAAGCAAUGGCAGGCGUCGGAGGAGGGAACGAUUUCCAGUGGUGUUUCUCUCAAGUGAAAGGAGCAAUAGAUGAAGAUGUAGCGGAAGCGGAUAUUAUCUCAACAGUUGAAUUUAACUACUCUGGGGACCUGCUAGCCACAGGAGACAAAGGGGGUCGGGUUGUGAUAUUUCAGCGUGAACAAGAGAGUAAAAAUCGCCCUCUUUCCAGAGGAGAAUACAAUGUCUACAGCACUUUCCAGAGCCACGAACCUGAGUUUGAUUAUUUGAAAAGCUUAGAAAUUGAGGAGAAGAUCAACAAAAUCAGAUGGCUACCCCAACAGAACGCUGCUCACUUUCUGCUCUCCACAAACGACAAAACCAUCAAACUGUGGAAAAUCAGUGAAAGAGACAAAAGAGCAGAAGGCUACAAUCUGAAAGAUGAGGACGGGCGACUGCGAGACCCAUUUAGAAUCACAUCACUACGGGUGCCAGUGCUGAUGCCCAUGGACCUUAUGGUCGAAGCCAGCCCUCGGCGAAUAUUUGCAAAUGCGCACACAUAUCACAUCAAUUCCAUUUCAAUAAAUAGCGAUCACGAAACAUACCUUUCUGCAGAUGACCUAAGAAUAAACCUAUGGCACUUAGAAAUCACAGAUAGAAGUUUUAACAUUGUAGAUAUUAAGCCUGCCAACAUGGAGGAGCUGACGGAGGUGAUCACGGCAGCAGAGUGCCACCCUCACCAGUGCAAUGUGUUUGUGUAUAGCAGCAGCAAGGGCACCAUUCGCCUCUGUGACAUGAGAGCAGCAGCACUCUGCGAUAGACAUAGCAAAUUUUUCGAGGAGCCUGAAGACCCGAGCAGCCGGUCGUUCUUCUCCGAGAUCAUCUCCUCCAUAUCGGACGUCAAGUUCAGCCACAGUGGCCGCUACAUGAUGACCCGGGAUUAUCUCUCAGUAAAGGUCUGGGACCUCAACAUGGAGAACCGACCAGUAGAGACGUACCAGGUACAUGAAUACCUCCGUAGCAAGCUGUGCUCGUUGUAUGAGAACGACUGCAUCUUCGAUAAGUUUGAGUGCUGCUGGAAUGGGUCUGACAGUGCCAUCAUGACUGGCUCCUACAACAAUUUCUUCAGGAUGUUUGACAGGAACACUCGGAGAGACAUCACAUUGGAGGCGUCCAGGGAGAACAGCAAACCGCGUGCCAUGCUCAAACCUCGUAAGGUCUGCACAGGCGGCAAGAGGAAGAAAGAUGAGAUUAGCGUGGACAGUCUAGACUUCAACAAGAAGAUCUUACACACCGCCUGGCACCCUAAGGAGAACGUCAUAGCCGUCGCCGCCACCAACAACCUGUAUAUAUUCCAGGACAAAAUUAACUAAAAAAAAAAAAACAAGUUUAAAAAAACAAAAAAAGAGAGAAAGAAAGAAAUCUCCCAGUUCACCCGGGCCCAGCUCCGUGGACUCCAAUCUUGUACUUUGCAUAGUUAAGCCUAGUCGUCAAUCUGUAAAAGACACAACGGCCUUGUCAUCCUCAUAAUGAAGAAUCUCGAAGCACUCGUUUUUUUUGUUUUUAUUAUUUUUGUUUUUCUUUCUUUCCAUGCGUAGCUGAAGGAAUGAAGAGAACCGGUCUCUUUUACAUGUUAAAAGGGUGUGUGUGGGGGGGCAGGGGGCAAAGACCUACCCCUGUCACACAAACCCCCCCCACCCACCCCUGAAUCUGGAGAAGGCCAUCUUGUCACCCAACCUAGUCUUGCCUCCUCAGAAGAAAAUGUAUCCAUGGACAUCACUCAACAAAAACCAGAGGCCAAACCUGUCAAAAGUCACUGUAUUUAUUCCCAGUCUGAGCCUGAAUCUGUUCACCGUUUGACGACUAAAAAUGACGGAGUGUCUGACGUGUAUUUGACGUCUGUCGUUAAGUAAGUCUGUACUGUACGUCCAGGCCUUGCUGAAACAUUACGUCUGCUUCCUGAUGCCUGUCAACAUUCCUCCCCUAAUCAUCCUCUACUCCGGCCUUGAUGUUUUAUCUUUAAGCACUUAACUACAGUUCUACUUUUUUUGUUUUGUUUUGUUUUUUGGUCAGUGGAUUUUUUUCUUUCCCUUUUUUUCUUUCUUUUUUUUAUUUUUCUUUUUUCCCCCCAGUCUACCCGUUAUUUCUCAUGCAUAGUAACAUUUACUCACUGACUGUAUCUAUAUAACCACACCGUCUGGUGUCAACCACUUAAUAAAAGUAACAAAACUACA